This is a messenger RNA of Medioppia subpectinata, 612 nucleotides long. The record is from the annotation of a GenBank genome assembly. Lineage: Eukaryota; Metazoa; Arthropoda; Arachnida; Sarcoptiformes; Oppiidae.
CAGAUACUGCAGAGAGGACUGGGAGGCCAUAAACGGAAGAUCCAUCUCUUCAUAUCGUUCGAUGGCAUUAAGAUAAGGGACGCCCAGACGUCGGAACUCAUUUACCACCAUUCGGUGCCACAGAUAUCGUUCAUCUCGAGGGACGAGUCCGACUCCCGAGCCUUUGGUUACGUGUUUGGCUCCAGCAGUACUGGCCAUCAGUUUCUCGCUCUUAAGACUCAAAAGGAAGCGCUUCCUAUAAUGUCAGCAAUCGGGCAGUUAUUUACGGCCACUUUGCGCCGCAAACGGUUUGAGAGUAUACACAGCAACCAUAGCGACAGUAACGGCAGUUACGGUACGCCCGGUUCGGUCCACAACGAGGACAGACCGACGCCGCGUCGGGAGUCGAGCGCAACGCUGCGGCCGUCGCCGCGAUCCGAGUCACCAAAUGUGCCAUCAAUGCCGGCGCCGCCGCCACCCGUACCCCAGCUUUCGGGACCCAACGGGUUGUCACAAGCGUCGGCCCGCGUCCGUCACAACAGCGGCCACCAAAUGGACCUCUUCUCGGCGUUCGAGUCCGCGGCCGACACCUAUAACACCGACUUUCAGGCCAAUAAUCAGUCGAUCGACAAA